AAGCCACUCCUGCCUCCUCACGUGAAACGACUCAAGUAAUCCAACCGGUUUGCAGCAGAUCACCGGCGGGUCGCCUAAAGCGCAUCGCAGCGUGUUACUUCAGUUUUUUGUCCGAGUCAGAACAGAAGGAAGACACAUUUGGAUCCAUUUGUUGUUCGUCCUAUUUCUCGGACAGUGCUGAGUUUGUUAGCUAGUAGUGACCAAGAUGAACGGCGAGCUCAACGGUUUCCAUAACAACUUGCACGUCGACGACGACUGCUUCCUCUUCACCUCCGAAUCUGUUGGAGAAGGCCACCCCGAUAAGAUAUGUGACCAAAUUAGCGAUGCUGUUUUGGAUGCACACCUCUCCCAAGACCCUGAUGCCAAAGUAGCGUGUGAGACAGUCGCUAAGACGGGGAUGAUCCUGCUAGCUGGGGAGAUCACCUCUAGGGCUGUGGUAGACUACCAGAAGAUUGUACGAGAGACAAUCAAGCACAUCGGCUAUGAUGACUCUUCCAAAGGCUUCGACUACAAGACCUGCAAUGUGCUGGUGGCUUUGGAGCAGCAGUCCUCCGACAUCGCUCAAGGCGUUCACCUGGACCGUAAAGAGGAGGACGUGGGCGCCGGCGACCAGGGUCUGAUGUUCGGGUAUGCCACUGAUGAAACUGAGGAAUGUAUGCCUCUUACCAUCGUCCUGGCCCACAAGCUAAAUGCCAAAAUGGCCGAAUUACGCCGGGACGGAACGCUGCCGUGGCUCCGACCGGAUUCCAAAACUCAGGUCACAGUGCAGUACAGAACAGACCGCGGCGCCGUGGUGCCAUUGCGAGUCCACACCAUCGUGAUCUCCGUACAGCACGACGAGUUUGUCAGUCUUGAGGAAAUGCGACGCAGUCUGAAAGAACAUGUGGUCAAAGUGGUUGUCCCUCCCGGCUACCUGGAUGAGAAGACAAUCUAUCACCUUCAGCCUAGCGGUCGCUUUGUCAUCGGGGGGCCGCAGGGUGACGCCGGUUUGACCGGGCGCAAGAUCAUCGUGGACACUUACGGCGGCUGGGGGGCCCACGGAGGCGGAGCUUUUUCCGGAAAGGACUAUACCAAGGUGGACCGCUCUGCCGCGUAUGCCGCUCGCUGGGUGGCCAAGUCCCUGGUGAAAGCGGGACUGUGCAGGCGCGUUUUGGUCCAGGUGUCUUACGCCAUCGGAGUAGCGCAACCGCUCUCCGUCUCCAUCUUCCACUACGGCACGUCCCAGAAGAACGAGCGUGAGCUGUUGGACAUUGUGAGGAAGAAUUUCGACCUGCGUCCAGGAGUCAUCGUCAGAGAGUUGGACUUGAAGAAGCCCAUCUACCAGCGCACUGCGGCUUACGGUCACUUCGGUCGCGUUCUCUUUCCGUGGGAGGUUCCCAAGGAGCUCAAAUAUUAGCCUAGCGUGACCGUCUGUUUUCUUCCUGCUAUCCUUAAUCCCUGCAAGAAAGUCCUUAUUUCUUUUUCGUGCCCUCCUGCAACAUGUCUUUUAGUUUUCAGCCAUUUUGUCUGCCUGCUCGACCCUAUUUGAGAAGCACAUAUGCAUUGAGAUUACACUUUGCUCAAGCCAAUCAAGCGCACAACCGUCAUCGGCUCGGUUGUCCCUUCACGCCAUUUUCUUUCUGACGUUUUACAGAGAAGUCAGAAGCUGCUAAUUUUGGCUGUGUUGGGCUUCACGUGAACACUCCAUUUUUGUUAUAGUUAAAUCACUGUAAAAUGUCAGGGUAUCGUUGUUAAACGAGGUUAAGUAUGAGUAGCCCAGCCUGUUAAUGGCAGUGGGGCCUGCCUUUGCCAUGUGGCACUGCCCCCUAUACUUGAUGUGUAAAAUGUUUUUUUUUUUCACUGUAAUGGGACUGAAAUCAACAGCGAGCUAAAAUGUCCGUCGAUUUCCUACUUUUCACGUUGUGUUAUAGGGCACCUUCGUGUUAAUUUGAAGAUUGAACUCAAAUUUUCUGUUACUUUUCUUUCUUGAAUGUGACGUGCACAACUUUGUUCAACCACACAUUCCAUGUCAAUGCAGUAUUACGGAGCCCAGACAUGACUUUAAUGAAAAAAAGAUGAAGUUGUGCACACCCUCAAAUUGUUCAUGCACAUGAGCUACUAGUUUGUGUGAACGAACUAGAACCUGGUGUGAACGAGUUUUUACUUUGUGUGAAAGAGCUAGUACUUGUGUGAACGAGCUACUGCUUUGUGCGGACGGGCUACUAGUUUGUGCGGCCGAGCUACUACUCCGUGCCCACAAACCAGCAUUUGGUGUGAACGAGCUUGUACUUUGUGGGCACAAAUAAUUAACUCAUGCGAAGUACUAGCUAGUUCACGUGAAGUACUAGCUGGUGCGUGCGAAGUAUUACACUCGUGCGCGUGAAAUACUACCCGUGUAGUAGCUCGUGCGCGCGAAGUAGUAGCUCAUGCGCGCGCAGUAUAACGUGUCUACUAGCUCGUGCGCGCGAAGUAUAACGUGUCUACUGGCUCGUGCGCGUGAAGUACUAGCUUGUGCAUGCGAAGUACUACGCUUUUACUAGCUCGUGCGCUCGAAGUAUAACGUGUCUACUAGCUCGUGCGGGCGAAGUACGUGUCUACUAGUUCGUGUGCGCGAAGUAUAACGUGUCUACUACCACGUGCGUGCGAAGUACUAGCUUGUGCGCGCGAAGUACUACGAGUCUACUAGCUCGUGGAAGCGAAGUACUACGAGUCUACUAGCUCGUGGAAGCGAAGUACUACGUGUCUACUAGUUUGUGCGCACGAAGUACUAUGUGUCUACUAGCUGGUGCGCGCGAAGUACUAGCUGGUGCGCGCGAAGCACUAGCUGGUGCGCGCGAAGUACUACGUUUCUACUAGCUCGUGCGCGCGAAGUACUACGUUUCUACUAGCUCGUGCGCGCGAAGUACUACGUUUCUACUAGCUCGUGCGUGCAAAAUUCUACGUUUCUACUAGCUCGUGCACGCGAAGUACUGCGUGUCUAGUAGCUCGUGCGCGCGAAGUACUAGCUUGUGCGUGCGAAGUACUACGUGUCUACUAGUUUGUGCGCGCGAAGUAAAACGUGUCUACCAGCUCGUGCGCGCAAAUUACUAGCUCGUGCGUGCGAAUUCUACGUUUCUACUAGCUCGUGCACGCGAAGUACUACUUGUCUACUAGUUUGUCCGCGCGAAGCACUAGCUUGUGCGCGCGAAGUACUAUGUGUCUGCUAGCUCGUACGCGCGAAGUACUAGCUCCUGCGCACGAAGUACUACGUGUCUACUAGUUUGUGCGCGCGAAGUAAAACGUGUCUACUAGCUCUCGCGCGCACGAAGUAAAACGUGUCUACUAGCUCUCGCGCGCGCGAAGUAAAACGUGUCUACUAGCUCGUGCGCGCGAAGUACUACGUUUCUACUAGCUCGUGCUAGCGAAGUACUACGUUUCUACUAGCUCGUGCGCGCGAAGUACUACGUUUCUACUAGCUCGUGCGCGCGAAGUACUAAGUUUCUACUAGCUCGUGCGCGCGAAGUACUACGCGUCUACUAGCUCGUGCACGCGAAGUACCACGCGUCCGCUAGCUCGUACACGCGCGCUUACCCCCCAGUUCAUGUCAUGUCUGGGGCGCGCCGUACAGUAUACACAACAGCGAACCGUCUCAAAAACUGACAAACCCAGGCUUUAACAGGCAGUGUGAAAAGGGUUUUGGCUUGACAUUAGGUUAUUUGUUGUCUCUGACACCACUGUGUGGUUCCAGGAGUGUAUUACAGAGAAACUUGAUGAGAAUCACCGGUAGUGGUGCCAAGGGUGUGUGUGCUUUAUUAUUAUUUUUUUAUUAUCAGGUAUAAGAAUGACUGUUAUGUUUACAUCCCAAAACAUGGGAGAGACCUUAAUUGACUGGUGUUGUACAGAGAAACCAGUCUGUUUACAUGGGAUCUCCCAGAUGUUGUUCCUUCAUUAGUUAUUUUGUAAAGGAAAAUUUUAUCCGUGGGCUUGUGCAAGUGCCUUUUCUCAAUUUCUGCAUUACUGAACACCCCAACCCUUUUAUUAUUCACUGUUACAUCCUCUGUAGUCAGAUCUGCUGUUAAGCUUCUCCUUUAAAACAAUAAACGGCAUGCGUUACUCAUGCAU
Messenger RNA from Corythoichthys intestinalis (scribbled pipefish), 4080 nucleotides. RefSeq names its product methionine adenosyltransferase 2Aa (gene mat2aa). Lineage: Eukaryota; Metazoa; Chordata; Actinopteri; Syngnathiformes; Syngnathidae. The record is from RefSeq and is a predicted model, not a curated record. The transcript is spliced from 9 exons. Gene Ontology annotation, biological process: S-adenosylmethionine biosynthetic process. Bases 206 to 1396 code for a protein of 396 amino acids. Gene Ontology annotation, molecular function: methionine adenosyltransferase activity; ATP binding. Gene Ontology annotation, cellular component: cytosol; methionine adenosyltransferase complex.